Messenger RNA from Sclerotinia sclerotiorum 1980 UF-70, 1680 nucleotides. RefSeq lists its product as hypothetical. The transcript has 3 exons. The coding region runs from base 1 to 1680 and encodes 559 amino acids. The record is from RefSeq and is a predicted model, not a curated record. Lineage: Eukaryota; Fungi; Ascomycota; Leotiomycetes; Helotiales; Sclerotiniaceae.
AUGUCAGCAUUCCAAGACACCCAUAUUCAUGAUGUUCUCAUCGUUGGCGGAGGCCCUUGCGGCCUUGCUGUCGCUGCACGUCUCUGUGAAAGCACACCCUCAUCACUCUUUACCGACUCCGAACACCAACGUUAUCACUGGAUGAAAGCAUCUUCGGCACGUCAAACAUCUAAGCCUUUUAAAACAAGUCGUCGUUCUCACACAGCAAGCGAUCGAUUGGUACAAGGAGCGUCUUGCUGUAACGUUCUUGAUAUCGCUGUGCUGGACGCUCACGGCGACGAGUGGAUGAGUGCUUGGAAUGAGAGAUUUAAGAAAUUAGAGAUUAGGUACUUGAGAAGUCCAAUGUUCUUUCAUCCGGAUCCCAGAGACAGAGAUGGUUUGAGGGGUUAUGCGUGGAAGGAGGGGAGAGACAACGAACUUAAGGAGAUUCAUGGGGUUAUUGGCAAAGAGUUGAGUAAACAUCAGAGGAAACAGAAGAUGAAAAAAAGUGGUAAAAGCAGACAAGAAACUACAUUUCUUGACGAGCGGGAUCGACCUGAUUAUUUCAGGCCAAGUACCGCUCUCUUUAAGAGCUUUUGCGAAGACAUUGUCAGUCGUUAUGAUCUGGGAAAUGUUGUGGAAAGAUCUGAAGUCAAUUCCAUCGAUUAUGAACCCAACGAAUGCGCGGAUUGUCCUGGUGUAUUCACGCUUCAAACAGCAACUGGCACAAAACGAGCACGCAUCGUUGUUUUUGCAGCAGGUGCUGCUUUAAACCCAGCUUUACCAGCUGACUGCCCAUUCUCCCAUGAAGGAAGCAUAACUCACGCCCUUAUUCCCUCAUAUCUCAGCUCGAGCGAUAAACUCCUUCCUCCGCACAUGGUCCGUAAAAUCUCGCGCAAACAACAAACGAACCUACUCGUCGUAGGUGGCGGUCUUACUGGUGCCCAGAUUGCAGAUGCAGCACUCAAACACGGCGUCACAAAAGUAUACCAGAUAAUGCGUGGACCACUCAAAGUCAAAGAUUUCGAUAUGGAACUUGGAUGGGUUGCAAAAUUCAAGAAUCACUUCCUUGCUCGCUACUGGAGUGCGGAUUCUGAUGAGGAGAGACUAGAAAUGUAUAAGGAAGCGAGGAACGGCGGAAGUGUCAACUCGGAGUACCACCAUAUUCUGAAAACCCAUAUUUCAAAAGGUCGGGUUUCCCUCCAUGAAUAUACUAAUAUUACUUCCGCUUCCUGGGAUUCUGUGUUGCAAUCGUGGAAGGUGGAGACUUCUCCCGAGUUGUUGGAUCUACCUGCAUUCGAUCAUGUCAUGUAUGCAACAGGUUUUGAUAUCAAUUUUGAGAAGAUUGAAGCAGUCCAGCCGCUGAUUAAGAAAUAUGGCAUUGAGACAGUUGGAGGUUUUCCAUGCUUGACGCAUGAUUUGAGUUGGAGUGACAAGGUACCAUUCUUUGUUACUGGUAGAUUAGCAAGUUUGAGGAUGGGUCCGGCUUCACCAAAUCUUGAAGGGGCAAGAAUGGGUGCUGAGAGGAUUGCCUGGAAGGUAGGUGAGCUUCUAGGACGUGGAGGGUCGGAUAGCAAGGGUGGAAGACGUGACAGUGGUUAUAGCAGUGUUGAUGGAGAAAACGAAGGUGUUGAUUUUAGAAGAUUGGGUCUGGGGAUUGAGAACCAAUUUGAUGUUUUAGAUCAGAGCGACGAUAAUUGA